CACAGCCUUGCAGAGUCUCCGGAAGUGGAGGCGUGAGCGACGGGGCAGCGCCUGCUUGGGGUAGCGGGACUGCAGAAGCUGGGCGCCACUGCCGGGCCGGUCAUGAACGGGCCGGCGGACGGUGAAGUGGACUACAAAAAGAAAUACCGGAAUCUGAAACGGAAGCUCAAGUUCCUCAUCUACGAGCACGAGUGCUUCCAGGAGGAGCUGAGGAAAGCGCAAAGGAAAUUACUGAAGGUGUCCCGGGACAAGAGUUUCCUCCUAGACCGACUUCUGCAGUACGAGAAUGUGGAUGAAGACUCUUCAGACUCAGAUGCCACUGCAUCAUCAGAUAACAGCGAGACCGAGGGGACACCCAAGUUGUCUGACACACCGGCCCCUAAGAGGAAGAGAAGCCCUCCGCUGGGGGGGGCCCCCUCUCCCUCCAGCCUCUCCCUGCCUCCUUCAACAGGGUUUCCCCUUCAGGCCUCCGGGGUUCCCUCCCCAUACCUGAGCUCGCUGGCCUCCCCCCGCUACCCCCCAUUCCCUUCUGACUACCUGGCCCUGCAGCUGCCCGAGCCCAGCCCCCUGAGGCCCAAGCGGGAGAAACGGCCCCGCCUGCCCCGGAAACUCAAGAGCGCGCGCUCUGGCUGCAGUGCGGAGGAGCUGGAUCUGGGAGAGGCUGCAGGCAGGGAGUCCAGUUAGGAGGCUGGGACCGCAGCCCAGAUGGCGGUGGGGCCCCCUGACUGCCCUGUGGGAGGACCGCUGACUUUCCCUGGCCGGGGUUCUGGGGCUGGGGUCGGGACAGCCCUGACCCCCCUCCCACCCCCCAAGAUGCCCCCCCCCACGAUCUUGAGCACGGUCCCUCGGCAGAUGUUCAGCGACGCAGGUAGCGGGGACGAUGCCCUGGAUGGGGACGAUGACCUGGUGAUCGACAUCCCGGAGUGACCUCGACAUCAUGCCAUGCCCACCACAGCCCUGCCCGGCGCCCUCCCCGUGCCAGCACACACGAGCCCAGCUUCCUCGGAGGUGUUUAUUGACGCCCAGCUGCCAUGCUCCGGCCACUGACACAACCAGAAAAGGCGUAAACAUGCACGGGUGUCCCCCAGGAGGGUGGCAAGGGCCCUGCCUUCAAACUCUGGCCCCCUCCAGGGGACAGUUAUUUAAACGAGUGGCCAGGAGCAUCUGCCCCCUUCUGGGGAGGCAGAGACCCUGCGAUGGCCACCCCUUUAAAAGGGCAGCUGUACAGGGCUAGGUUUUUGCAAUGAAGUUUCUGUAUUAAAGGAGUGGCUCUGG
This is a messenger RNA of Cercocebus atys (sooty mangabey), 1275 nucleotides long. RefSeq names its product INO80 complex subunit E (gene INO80E). The record is from RefSeq and is a predicted model, not a curated record. The coding region runs from base 103 to 684 and encodes 193 amino acids. Lineage: Eukaryota; Metazoa; Chordata; Mammalia; Primates; Cercopithecidae. Gene Ontology annotation, cellular component: nucleus; Ino80 complex. Gene Ontology annotation, biological process: chromatin remodeling. The transcript is spliced from 8 exons.